CCGCGAAGAGUGACGUUGGCGGAGCGCGGUGGCUUGUUGGCUUCCAGCGUCCGCAAGUGCGAACAUGGCGGCCCGGACCAUGCAUGCGGCGCGAUGCCCGUCGGACGAGUUGUCUCUGACCAACUGUGCCGUGGCGAACGAGAAGGACCUGCCGUUAGGACUCCAUGUGAUCGUGAAGACCACUCCAACACACAAGUUUGUGUUCACCAUCAAAAACCACCCCAGCGUGGUCCCAGGCACCAUUGGCUUCAGCUUACCACAGAGGAAGUGGGCAGGCUUGUCGAUUGGCCAGGACAUCGAAGUGGCUACCUAUACCUUUGACAAGACCAAGCAGUGCAUUGGCACCAUGACCCUCGAGGUAGAAUUUCUACAGAAGAAAAGUGUCGACAGCAACCCCUAUGACUCAGACAAGAUGGCGGGCGAGUUUAUCCAGUACUUCAGCAGCCAGGCCUUCUCUGUGGGCCAACAGCUGGUCUUCAGCUUUUGCAACAAACUCUUCGGCUUGCAGGUCAAAGACAUGGAGGCAUUGGACCCCAGCAUCCUCAAGGGCGAGCAGAGAUUGGGGAAGAAGCACAAGAUUGAAAUUGGCCUCUUGUUGGGGAACAGUCAGGUUGUCUUUGAGAAGGCGGAGAACUCAUCUCUCAACCUUGUUGGAAAGGCCAAGACGAGGGAGUCGCGCCAAUCCAUCAUCAACCCCGACUGGAACUUUGAACGCAUGGGAAUCGGAGGCCUUGACAAGGAGUUCUCCGACAUCUUCAGACGCGCCUUUGCUUCUCGGGUCUUUCCCCCUGAUAUUGUAGAGCAGAUGGGCUGUAAGCACGUCAAGGGCAUCCUGCUCUUCGGCCCACCGGGGUGCGGGAAGACUCUAAUGGCACGGCAGAUUGGCAAGAUGCUGAAUGCUCGUGAGCCCAAAGUGGUCAACGGGCCCGAGAUUCUCAACAAGUACGUGGGGGAGUCCGAAGCCAACAUCCGCAAGUUGUUUGCCGAUGCAGAGGACGAACAGAAAAGGCUGGGCGCCAACAGUGGCCUGCACAUCAUCAUCUUUGACGAGAUCGAUGCCAUCUGCAAACAGCGUGGCAGCAUGGCUGGCAGCACAGGCGUCCACGACACCGUGGUAAACCAGCUGCUCUCCAAGAUUGACGGCGUGGAGCAGCUCAACAACAUCCUGGUUAUUGGAAUGACCAAUAGGCCAGACCUGAUUGAUGAGGCCCUCCUGAGACCUGGUCGGCUGGAGGUGAAGAUGGAAAUUGGCUUGCCAGAUGAAAAGGGUCGCAUGCAGAUCCUCAAUAUCCACACUGCCAAGAUGCGGGAGUUCAAGCUGCUGGCGAAGGAUGUGGAUGUCAGAGAGCUGGCAGUUGAAACCAAGAACUUCAGUGGUGCCGAACUGGAGGGGCUGGUCCGCGCCGCCCAGUCCACAGCCAUGAACCGCCACAUCAAGGCUAGUGCAAAAGUGGAAGUAGAUGUGGAGGAGGCGCAAAAACUGCAAGUCAAUCGAGAUGACUUCUUUGCCUCCUUGGAAAAUGACAUUAAGCCUGCCUUUGGCACAAACCAGGAGGACUACGUUAGCUACAUCAUGAACGGCAUUAUCAAGUGGGGAGACCCAGUGACCCGGGUUUUGGACGAUGGAGACCUGCUGGUUAAGCAGACCAAGAACAGUGACCACACACCUCUGGUCUCUGUACUUCUGGAGGGACCCCCACACAGUGGAAAGACGGCCCUGGCAGCAAAAAUAUCGGAGAAGUCCCAGUUCCCCUUCAUCAAGAUCUGCUCCCCGGACAAGAUGAUUGGUUACUCCGAGAUUGCAAAGUGUCAGGCCAUCAAGAAAAUAUUUGAUGACGCCUACAAGUCCCAGUUGAGCUGCGUGGUGGUCGAUGACAUCGAGCGACUGCUUGAUUAUGUUCCGAUUGGACCUCGUUUCUCCAAUUUGGUCCUACAAGCCCUUCUGGUCCUGCUGAAGAAGCCUCCCCCUCGUGGUCGCAAACUGCUCAUCAUCGGCACCACCAGCCGAAAAGAUGUCCUGCGGGAGAUGGAAAUGCUGGAUGUCUUCAGCACCACCAUCACUGUACCAAACAUCUCGACUGGGGAGCAGCUGGUGGAAGCCCUGGAGCUGCUGGGCAGCUUCAAGGACAGCGAGCGGGCAAGGAUUGCCAGGGAGGUCAAGAGCAAGCAGGUGUGGAUUGGUAUUAAGAAGCUACUGAUGCUCAUUGAGAUGUCCAUGCAGAUGGACCCCGAAUACCGAGUCAGCAAGUUCCUGUCCCUGUUGAGAGACGAGGGCGCGUUGGAUUCCACAGAUCAUUUCCACGUUUGACCACUUUGACUGCUGUUCUCACCAGCAGACUGGGCUGCUUGUGAGAUGGAGCUUCUACUGUUGCAGACUAAUUCGUCCAGCUGGGCAACACCACUGCGGAGAGUUCAUGACUGCAGGAAACACACUCCGCAUGAAGUUUUAUUUUUCAGAUUCUGUACGUACUCAGAAAGAACGAGAGUGAUGUGAAGCACCAAAUUGUUCACUAACCCCCAUUUUCAGUUGCCCUGUCCUGUGCAUCUGCUGCAUGAUGUUAAUGGCAGUGGUGACCCAUCUGUAACUGUAGUGGUGUACUGAGUAGCUUGUGACCAGUUACAACUGAGACGUUUUCGUAUGUUCUUCGUAUAAAUUCAGUUUUUGAUGACAGUUGUUGCCUUGUGUUGCAUUAUUUUGUUGCAGAUUCUAUGUAUAUAAUUGUUGAAACACCAUUGUAUGAAGUAUAUAAACUCUUUUGAUCAUGGGUUAUGGAUAUGAAAUAUACACUUUGUGCCAUGUACAGUUACUGUACCUGCGCAUCUGGAUAUUGAGUUAUAUUCUGCUCUUUGUUGUUGCUUUUGUGUAAUGUAUAUUUUCGAUCCUUUUGCCUAUAUUUCAGUUCUUAACAGUGAUCCCCUAAUCAUCAAUAGUUAAUUUUGCCCUUUAAGUUAAUUUCUUAAAAAAAUUAAACACACAACUCUAGCUGACCCUCUUGCUCAUGAGGGGCACUUUGGAGGUCUUCAGACAGGUCCUUACAGUGACCUCAGCUGGUUACACAGCCCUACACACAGUGAUCAUGGGGAAAGGAGGUGCAAAUCUAUUGCUUCAAAGAUGUUGCUUGUACCUUUGUGUUUGUCCUGCACCUGUAUGGCUACAGCUGGAGACACACUCCCUGUAGAGGAUCGUUGAGUUGAUGUCGCUGGAGCUGUUCAUUGCUACGCUCCUCAACAGAACGAUGGCCUGGUCUCUGUCAUAAGCAGGAAACGCUGGCAGAGCUGAUCCAGCUGGUGAGAAGUCACAUGGUUUUUGCGGCAGAGCAGGAUUUCACAGCCUCGGCCAGCCCUAUCUCUCCUCUAAGGUAGUCCGCUUUGGCUGAACACCAUGGAGCACAUCGCUUUGUGGACAGCCGUCAGUGUCUGAUGCUCAUUUUGCAGUCCAUUCAAUUCAGUCCGGUGGUCCAGCUCCUGCAAGGCUGCACUGGUCCUGCCUAAUGUGCUCUCCAUUUGGAUGGGAGACUGGAUUUAACCGGGUAGUUCCGGUUGGUUUCCUCUCAGCAUCUAGUUACCAUGAGUUCCAGUUACCUAUAUUCACCAACUGUUUACAGUAUGUGUUGUGGAGAAGGAGUGUGACCUGAGACAACAGUGUGGAACUUUGAGUCUUUGUUUACCCUUUUUUUUGCCUUAUAUCAGGACUCUGUUCUGGUCCUGUAUCCCUGCCGCUUAACACCACCUUUGAGCUCGACAAAUGUGAGGCCAAGCAUUAGUCUGGGAGAAGAAUUAGGGGAAGCGUCACACAUGUCUGUCUGCGUUGGUGUGUGAAGCGGUGCGAGUCUGUGGCUCUGUCCUCAUGUCUACAGCCAACACUGUGUGUUUUCCCCCAUAAUCACUGUCGCAUACAUUCAGAUGUGGUGUCAUAAUUGCGAAGCUCCAGGUGUGUCUUGUUCUCUGUAUGGUUCUCUCCGUUUGUGUGUGUGUGUGUGUGUGUGUGUGUGUGUGUGUGUGUGUGUGGGGAUGCAUCCCAGUGGUUGUCUGUAAGGAAUGUGGUGCCUGUUGGACAAUUGCUUUUAUCGUCUCCAAAGUGGAGCAGCAUAAAGCCAAUCUGUCUCUCGGUUGUACAGUUUUAUUGUAUUAUAAACAUGAUUUUAUUUGUCCAAAGCGCUUUCUUCUGGAAAGUUGUAUAUGGCAGCAAUCAUUGUGACAUUGGAAUAAAAACAGUGACGUCA
Messenger RNA from Scleropages formosus (Asian bonytongue), 4223 nucleotides. RefSeq names its product vesicle-fusing ATPase-like. The record is from RefSeq and is a predicted model, not a curated record. Gene Ontology annotation, biological process: SNARE complex disassembly; intra-Golgi vesicle-mediated transport; Golgi to plasma membrane protein transport. Gene Ontology annotation, molecular function: ATP binding; ATP hydrolysis activity. Gene Ontology annotation, cellular component: Golgi stack. Bases 65 to 2308 code for a protein of 747 amino acids. The transcript has 22 exons. NCBI's taxonomy places the organism in Eukaryota, Metazoa, Chordata, Actinopteri, Osteoglossiformes, Osteoglossidae.